AUCUAAAAUUAGGGCAACCUCGAAGCCUGAAAGCUGUUCCAUAUAAAAAGCUCCUAAUCGCCUCUAGUUUCUGUCCGUCUUCCAUUCGUGCUGAAGCUGAAAGUAAAGGCGAAGGCAAGACGUGUUACUCUGUUUCUGAUUGAACAUAAUGUACACAUCGAGGAAGAAAAUUCACAAGGAUAAGGAUGCAGAGCCCACUGAACUUGAAGAGACAGUUGCACAGUACUUAUUUGACUUGGAGAAUACCAACCAGGAUCUGAAAAGUGACUUGAAGGAUCUCUAUAUUAAUCAAGCAAUUCAAAUGGAUGUGGCCAAUAAUCGCAAGGCUGUAGUCAUCUAUGUGCCUUUCAGAUUGAGAAAAGCAUUCCACAAGAUUCAUCUCCGACUUGUGAGGGAGUUGGAGAAGAAAUUUAGCGGGAAGGAUGUUAUUAUGAUUGCCACAAGGAGGAUCGUGCGGCCACCAAAGAAGGGCUCUGCCGUUCAGCGUCCCAGGACCCGGACAUUGACUGCAGUUCAUGAUGCCAUGCUAGAGGAUGUUGUAUAUCCUGCAGAGAUUGUUGGAAAAAGGGCCAGAUAUAGAAUUGAUGGCUCAAAAAUAGUGAAGGUUUUCUUGGAUCCCAAGGAGCGCAAUAACACCGAGUACAAGCUGGAGACUUUUUCUGGAGUUUACAGGAAGCUUACUGGAAAAGAUGUAGUAUUUGAUUAUCCAGGCACAGAAGCCUGAUAAGCUUCUGGGUUUAAAGGAGGAUAGUUUUUUUUUUUUUUCAGUUUUUGUUAGAACCACACAUUGUUAAACAAUAUCCAAAAUUUUGACUUCUGGAA
Molecule: messenger RNA, 822 nt
Organism: Vigna umbellata (rice bean)
Lineage: Eukaryota; Viridiplantae; Streptophyta; Magnoliopsida; Fabales; Fabaceae
Product: small ribosomal subunit protein eS7-like
Biological process (GO): ribosomal small subunit biogenesis; translation; rRNA processing
Cellular component (GO): small-subunit processome; ribosome; cytosolic small ribosomal subunit
Molecular function (GO): structural constituent of ribosome
Source: RefSeq, a predicted model, not a curated record